Pistacia vera is the source of this 699-nucleotide messenger RNA. RefSeq names its product transcription initiation factor TFIID subunit 10. Gene Ontology annotation, biological process: transcription initiation at RNA polymerase II promoter. NCBI's taxonomy places the organism in Eukaryota, Viridiplantae, Streptophyta, Magnoliopsida, Sapindales, Anacardiaceae. Bases 49 to 462 code for a protein of 137 amino acids. The transcript has 6 exons. The record is from RefSeq and is a predicted model, not a curated record. Gene Ontology annotation, cellular component: nucleus; SAGA complex; transcription factor TFIID complex. Gene Ontology annotation, molecular function: RNA polymerase II general transcription initiation factor activity; promoter-specific chromatin binding.
AGGUGGUUAAUUUUGGAAAGGGUAAGGCCAGAGUAAAAGAAAGAGAAGAUGAAUCAUAACCACCAGCAAUCGAGCGACGGACGUCACGACGACGAUGCUGCUCUCACCGACUUCCUCGCUUCUCUAAUGGACUACACUCCCACUAUACCUGAUGAAUUGGUGGAGCAUUACUUAGCAAAGAGCGGUUUUCAAUGUCCCGAUGUUAGAUUAAUUAGGCUGGUAGCGGUUGCCACGCAGAAAUUUGUUUCAGAAGUUGCAAAUGAUGCUCUUGUGCAAUGCAAGGCAAGGCAGGCAGCAGUGGUCAAGGACAAAAGGGAGAAGCAACAGAAGGACAAGCGCUUAAUCUUGACAAUGGAAGAUCUUUCAAAGGCACUGCGUGAGCACGGUGUGAACGUGAAGCACCAGGAGUAUUUUGCUGAUAGCCCAUCAACUGGGAUGGAUCCUGCUUCAAGAGAUGAAUGAGCGAAGCUGAACAUAUAAAACAAGGUCUUUAUGGUUCUAUGUACUGUGCUAAUAACAUCUCUGCCGCUACUGCUGGCGUAUAACCCUUCUGCAUAUUGUUUGUAUUGUGAGGAAACAAUUAAUUUUUAGUGUAGUAGUUAACUAGAAAUCUUGUACAUUUGGUUCAUAUUUCUGAGUAAUUGUUUUCCCAAUUUAAAGACAUUUAAUAUUUGAUGUAACAAAGUGAUGCUUUUAUCU